Molecule: messenger RNA, 369 nt
Organism: Lachnellula hyalina
Lineage: Eukaryota; Fungi; Ascomycota; Leotiomycetes; Helotiales; Lachnaceae
Product: Zinc-type alcohol dehydrogenase-like protein
Exons: 3
Coding region: 1-369 (122 amino acids)
Source: RefSeq, a predicted model, not a curated record
AUGGGGGUCUUGAGAGCGGCUGGCGCGAAGCAUAUCAUCAACUACAAGACGAAUCCUGAUUUGGGAAAGACAGCAAAGGAGAUGACUGUUGGUAAAAGGGGUGCCAAUGGUGUGCUGGAAAUUGGCGGACCCAACACGUUCAAGCAGUCCUGCGCCGCCGCCUCAAUCAAAGGCACCAUCGCGGUAAUCAGUACGCGCGCUGGGCAAUCCCCUGGCACUCAACUACCGCACACGGCCCUCCUCCAGACCCGACGCAUUAUGAUAGGAAGCCGGCUGCAGUUCGAGAUGAAUCGCGUGGUUGAGGUGAACGAUAUCAAGUCUGUGGUGGAUGGGAGGGUGUUCGGGUUUGGCGAGGUGAGAGGCGUAUGA